CAUGGAGAUCCACAAGAAGAUGCUAGCCAAGAAGCUCAAGGCGCUCUACAAGAUCGUAGAACACAAGAAUCCCCGCCUGCACCUGUCUCUUACCAUCCGCUACUUUGACGAUCUCAAGCUUGCCGACACCGCAAUUGUCGAACUCAAGGUCCCUGAAGACGUCGGCCGCUUCAUCAAGGCUGGCGAGCACAUGACUGAGGCCGAGAGACAACUUGCCGGCAUUGACCGCCUCCUUUUGACCAACGAGCACCUCGCACAACCGUGCGCAUACAACCCUGUCCGAACUGUCGAAGGUCUGCGCAUGCUAUUUGACUCGGGUUACAUUCGCAAGCCUGACAGCCCUCGUUGCGGCAUGUGGGACGAAUGCAUGUUCAGAGAGCUCGAGGUCCAGGGGUUUGUCAUCCGCCUGACAGUCGCCGACUUCCACUCGGUGGCCAACGAAGUCUGGGGUCCUGCCAACGCCGAACUCAGCAAGACCGUCCACUUCGAAUCCUGAAAGCUCCCAACCAGAUACGAGAUGGAUCAAACAUACACCGGAGCGUUCGGUCCGCGACACAUAUUGACAAGGCCAUCCGAGAGCAAACUUCGACAAAUCAGCUGCUGGCAGCGUACGAUCGAGAGUAGGAAGGGUCGUUUUCCAGGCUCGCAAGCAUGAUACAUCAUAGCGUUAGCUGAAGCAAACAUAAGACGGUCGACAAGG
This is a messenger RNA of Aureobasidium pullulans EXF-150, 700 nucleotides long. RefSeq lists its product as uncharacterized. The record is from RefSeq and is a predicted model, not a curated record. NCBI's taxonomy places the organism in Eukaryota, Fungi, Ascomycota, Dothideomycetes, Dothideales, Saccotheciaceae. The annotation marks the transcript as partial. The transcript has 3 exons.